Molecule: messenger RNA, 852 nt
Organism: Hemicordylus capensis (graceful crag lizard)
Lineage: Eukaryota; Metazoa; Chordata; Lepidosauria; Squamata; Cordylidae
Gene: IL20RB
Product: interleukin 20 receptor subunit beta
Exons: 6
Coding region: 37-852 (271 amino acids)
Molecular function (GO): interleukin-20 binding
Source: RefSeq, a predicted model, not a curated record
CCACCCCCUCAGAACAUCACGAUCCUGUCGACCAAUAUGAAACACUUUCUGGUAUGGAACCCAGUGAUUGUGCCUGGAGAAGCUGUGAAAUAUUCAGUCGAGUUUCAAGGAGCAUACGAGAGAGACUAUGCCAACGACAGCUGGAUCCUCAUUGAAGAGUGUUCAGGCAUCACCAAUACUCAGUGCGACAUCACAGAAGACAUUUCUGCCACCGUGCCGUACAGUCUUCGUGUGAGGGCAGCCCUUGGCACGCAAGCCUCGUGCUGGGCCACGCUUGGUGGCUUCUUCAAUCGUGUCACAACAUCCCUCAUUCCACCCAUGCUGACUGUCACAGCCGAUGGGUACCAUUUGCUGGUGGAGCUAGAACAUCUUGGACCAGCUUUUGAGUUCCGGAUAUCCUACUGGAAGAAGGGCCAGGAACAUGAGGUGUAUCGCAAAGUGGUGAGAGACAGCAGCAGCAGCGUACAUCUGGAAACCAUGGAAGCUGGAGCUGAAUAUUGUGUCAAAGCACAGACCUACGUGGAGGCCAUCAAUCGAAGCAGCAAUUUCAGCCGGGUGCAAUGCGUCAGGGCCACAGUUGGUAAAGCCAUCUUGGUGACCUUCGCUCCACUCUUCUUCGUUGCCUUCGUGGUGGCUGUUCUGGUCCUCCCUUUGCUUGCCUGGAAAACCUGCCGCAUCUGCCAGUAUUCCUGCUGCCCAGAUGAGGGCCUGCCGGACACUUUGAAACUAACAGCAUCGCCUGCUGGGUUGCUAAAUUAUGGGGGAGACGAGUUCGAGAAAUGCGACGAAUCUGUGCAAGUGCUGCCCCGCCACGAGCUUCUCCUCCGUUCUUGGAUUCAUGAAACUCUUUAA